GGCGAAUUUGUUGUUCCCAUUCCCGUUUUUUUAGACGCAGUUUCUGAUACAGUGAAGUGGCCAAUGGCACCGGCUACAUUGUACCAACGGGAAAACGCUUCACUUAGCUACAUCAUUUGUUUUGAAUUUUGCGCUACGCUUGUGAGUAGUACGAGUUGAACUCUAGUAUGGAUCUAUCACAAUAUAUAUAUAACAACGAAUGUAUAACAUAGAGUGUGUAUUAAGUUAUUUGCAUGUGACUAGCGUAGAGCGUGUAUUGGGCCUCUUAUUUGCCCUUUUCUAGAUAGGCACCCUUCGUUUAAAUGCCUGUAGGUUGUUCUCUAUAAAGUGUUGACUAGGCACGUGUGGUACGAAAAAAACAGGUACGCGCUUGUCGCAGGAUCAGAACCGAUCGUCCCGCCGCCGGUCAACUCUCCCUGAGCGGACUGCACUGCAGAGACGGGACAAUCAUGAUUGUUGCUGCUAUUUACACAAACAGACGCAGCGGCCGGCAGCCACAAGCUAUAAUGUCCGUUCGAAAUCCCCUGUCCGAGGAACACUGCCGCUGUGGGCUUCGCUCCGUCUCAUAGAGUGUAGUACAGCUGUUGAUUAAGCGACGUUGUCGUCAUCCUGUGUUGUUCAUGUUGUUAGCUUAUUUGGAAGCGCCUUACCGUGAUACCGUAAAGUGUCUGUACAGUUGUAGGCGGAGGUUAAGCGUCGACGGAACGGGACAGUUGGACUCGCCCAUCUAUUAUAACCACUGCUGAUUCUGUUGGUAUCACAAAGGUAUUGCCACGCUUCAACUUUACGAGGGUGUAUUAGUUGGGGGGACGAAAAGGAUAGCUUUUUGUGUGAGUGAGUGGGUGCGGUGAAGAAGGGGACAGAUACAUCAGGGCCAAAAGAGAAAAAGGUAGUGCUUCUGAAACUGUUCCAACGAACUCACCUGUUCCCGCCUUUCAUCCGGUUCUCCGCUGACUCCGUGGGACUGUUAGGAUUUCUGGGGAAUCCGGGUGGUAUUUAAUUGCAAAGGAGCUGAGUGACUGGUUCAGCGGUGCAAUGCGAUCGAUCUCAUCUGAUCUCACUGCGGUCCUAGCUGUAACGGAAGGACGUGCUCUGUGUAACCAGUCCGCUUACUCACCUCGCCAACUAGACCCAUGUAUACGAAACACGAAGUCAUGUAUAUUAUCGGAGUUCACUUGAUAAGCAGGCCACCUUUCGUUAUAACGAAAUACCAGCGCUUAAUUAUACACAGCCAGUUUGUUCGCCCUUUCCUUACAAUAGCGCAGCAAAUAACGUGUUUGCUUGCUAAAAGUAGGGACACGUGGUAGUUUAGGUCCGAGUUCAGGUGUAGGGAUGCCGCGCUUCGUGCUGGGAGCCAAUCCUCUGGAAUGAAAGAUAACAGCUCAACUACCGGACGUAGAACACGUAAAAAAUUUAGUUCAUCUAAUCGUUAUGUUCGACCGUUGAAGCCCGCAUUAGCCACUGAACUGGUCUGGCUUAUCUGUGAACCUCAUGUGAUGCCGAAACUUCCGCUCAAACCAAAACAGCUCCUUAGUUCGCCGGGCUGUCUAAGCAGCUCAGGCUAUUUAGCGAAAAACCAGUCUGUGUCUGCAAUGAAGUUACGGCGAAAUGAAUGUUAGAAGUAGAAUCAAGGACACCGUUUGCGGUUGAACCUAAACGAAGGAUUAGAUUUAUCGGCCAACAACUCUUACUGGACGUCGCUGUGCUGAUGGCAACGACGGCGGCAGGGCGGCGAAAGCUGCUUACCUUUAGAUUCGCUUAGCUGGCCGUCGACAGUUCGACCCACCAUUUGAUCCCGAUGGACGAGUAUGCGUAAAUGAAGUGGACAGUUCAUACAACGAUUGGAGUAAGCAGGUCAGAGCGCGAGCAACAAGUAGGCCUCUCAGACACGAUUACGGUGCCGUAGCUGCGAUUCGAGCCUUGGUGUCAUUGACUACGAUUUCCACUCCUGUGGGCAACUCUGGGGUGAGCAGCGCGGCUUUCACUAACGAUUGGGGAGCAGAUUUGCGUGAGGAGUUGCGCAAUGUUUCAGCACUGCCGGUAAAAGCAAUAGCAAGUCAAAGAAAAACAACACGACGAAGAAAUCUCCUCCAGGUUAACAAUAAGGAUCGGUUCACAUAAAGGGUGUACCGUUUGUCAGCUAGGACGAUGUCGGACUGCACGGAUGCUGGGGAGGUCAAUCCCCACAAGAAAUACUAUAGGGAACCUAUGCACCGAAUUUUCGUUAACAGGUCCCUUCACCUUGACAAAAUUAAGUUUUUCGGUUUCGAUAUGGAUUACACUCUCGCACAAUAUAAAAGUCCAGAGUACGAGGCGGUACAAUUCAACAUGCUUGUCGAUCAACUGCUUAAAAUUGGCUACCCGAAAGAACUAAAACAGUUUCAGUUCGAUCCUAAUUUUGCCAUCAGGGGGUUGUGGUUUGAUACCAUUUAUGGUAACCUGCUCAAAGUAGAUCCUUAUGGGAACAUCCUCGUGUGCUGCCAUGGAUUCAAGUUCCUUAAAACGUCCGAGAUCUACGAGUUGUACCCGAAUAAAUUCAUAAAGCUUGAAGAGUCCAGGGUGUUCGUUUUAAACACGAUGUUCAAUUUGCCUGAAACAUACCUGCUCGCCUGCCUUGUCAGCUAUUUUACAACGACAUCUGGAUACACUUCCACGAAAACAGGUGUGAAUAUGGGUAACCUAUUUAUGUCGUUCAAGACAAUCUUCCGUGAUCUUCGUUGUGCAAUGGACAUGAUGCAUGACUCAUUUCAACCGACCCCGAAAGAUCCCUGUUGCGAGCGCUGGAAGAGGCCACGAUGGAACAUUCUCAAAAACGAGACUGUCGACAAUCUCGAGAAAUACGUGGAGCGAGAUGAACGGCUUCCGCUGCUGCUCGACCGUAUGCGGGCUCACGGAAAAACCGUGUUCCUGUUGACGAACUCGGAUUUCGCCUAUACCGAGCGGAUAAUGACGUUCUUGUUCGAUUUCCCGUCGUGUAAGAAAAACUGGAAGACCUAUUUCGAUUACAUAGUAGUUGACGCGCGGAAGCCGCUAUUCUUCGGAGAGGGAACGAUUCUUCGACAAGUAAACACAGAAACUGGCGGUUUACGUAUUGGAAAACACGUGGGCCCCUUGCAGCCUGGUCAGGUCUAUUCAGGAGGCAGCUGCGAUGUAUUCAAUGAAUUUUUGGGUGCAAAGGGCAAAGAUGUGCUCUACGUUGGAGACCACAUCUUCGGAGACAUUCUGAAAUCAAAAAAGACGCGGGGAUGGCGUACAUUUUUACUCAUCCCGGAACUGGUAAACGAGCUCAAUGUUUCCAUGACUGAAUGGCCGCUUUUCGAGAAACUGCAGGAGUACGAUGUGCAAUUGGCAAACGUCUACCGGAACUUAGAUUCCAGUUCGACCGAAAACCCUGAUAUAACAUCUAUUCAGGAUAGAAUCAGGGAAACCUCCCACAAUCUCGAUAUGUGUUACGGUAUUUUCGGGUCGCUGUUCCGGUCCGGGUCUCGGCAAACUUUCUUUGCAAAUCAAAUCUGCCGAUUCGCCGAUAUCUACGGCUACACGUUCCUCAACCUGCUUUACUAUCCGUUUACGUAUAUGUUUCGUUCGCCCGCGAUGCUUAUGCCUCACGAGUCCACUGUCGACCAUGACGAUUCGCACAGUGACGUCAGCAUACUUCCCUCCAAUUACGGGACCAAUAAUCGAAAGGCAUCCGUCGUCAACAACAGUGGUUCAAAAGUGCCGGAAACGCCGACGCAGGUUACCCACCACCACGACAUGGACGACGACGACGAGGAAAACGGCAGGCAGUGACGCUUUCAACCCCAAUACAAAUAUUCGAACGGCGUGACAGGCUAGUGUCGCGAAGACUCGCUUCGAGUGACGCAUCACGACUUGUGGCUUACGUGUCCACUGAUCGAUGGAAGCACCAAAAUACAGUAAAA
This is a messenger RNA of Varroa destructor (honeybee mite), 3923 nucleotides long. It is a transcript of the gene Nt5b, whose product is annotated as 5' nucleotidase B. The record is from RefSeq and is a predicted model, not a curated record. Lineage: Eukaryota; Metazoa; Arthropoda; Arachnida; Mesostigmata; Varroidae. Gene Ontology annotation, molecular function: 5'-nucleotidase activity.